UCCCUUCCAGCUCAGGAGAUUCUGUGCUCUUGUGAUCCUAUGAAAUAAAGGAAGACAAUCACCUCUAACCCCGGGUCUGGAGUCCAGAGAGCUCUCCUUAGGGGGGCAGCAAUUCUGGCUGGCAGUGCUUUAGCAGGAGCUCUCCUGGCAGCUGCAUUUGGGCACUUUCAGAAGCACGGGCAGACCCUACAUCUUCCUGCUGCUGGAGGUCCAGGAGCCCUUCCCCUCUGUGCCUGGAGCUGCCAGGCUGGCUGUGCUGGAUGGCAACUUCAGGGUAUUCCAGGUGCAAAUCCACAUUUGGCAACCUUAAAUUCCUCAUUUUUCUGCUUUUGUGAGGUCAGUGCACAGUUCCUGAUCUUUAUUAAAUCUGGAGCUGUUUUAAUGGCAGAUCCAGCCCAGUGAGUUGCUGGCAGUCCCUCCAUCCCUUUCCUGCCAUCCCCAGCUCUGGGCUCCUGCUGUUUUCUCCCACCCUGGAGUCCAGCUGACACCAGAGCAGGCAGAAUUUGGUGACCCUGCAGAAAAUGCAGCAGUUCCUGGCCCGUGGGGCAGCUCGUGGGAGGUGGGAGCAGCAGGAUGGGGUAUCCCAGGGCUGUCCUGCUGCUGUGGGGCAGGACCACCCUGCAGUGUCCCCUGGAGGUGACAGAUGACCAUGUUAACAUAAUGCAGCUCCUUUCCCUUCUCUCUCACAUUAAACCUGCUCUGUUUUCACUCUUUGCCUCUGUAUUCCUCCUAUGGAAUCUCUUUCCCCUUUAUCUCUCUUCACUAGUUCUUGCAUUAAUGCAUAAUGGGAGAGACAAGGCAAGAACCUGCUGAUCCCAGCUGAGGUCUUGGCUUUAAAGUCUUAAAGAAAAUAAUAUUGAGAACCCUCCAGAUCAAUGUUCUGCUGAAAAAGUUUUCCCAAACUAAUCCAAGGAAGGAGCACAGUGUAAUGUUUCUUUGAGGUUGAAAGGAGAAAGUGCUAAUUUCAUGCAGAAAAGAUUGUAUCUUGGACUAGCAUAGGAAUAGAAAAUAAAUUGGUAUUAAAUUACAUUCGUCUGCCUCAAAAUAAUCUAAUAAAGCAUCUUCUGGAUCAAUAGCUGAAUCAUUAUCCCAGGCACAUAGCGAGCUUUGCCUCUUUUAAUUUGAGAUUCAAGAAAAGAGGUUUUUGCAUUACCAUAGUAAAAAGAAUAAUACUUUAAGUCUUCAUAAGAAAAAGGCAGAAGUUGGAAAAAAAAAGAUAAGAACCACACUCAGUGCCUUAAGCAAAUGUCAUUCUUCAUUUGAAACUUGUAAUUUAUGGGUAGUGUGAAAUAAAUUUUUAUAUUUAAUGACUGUCAAUCUGUCAGCUUUACUGACAAAAAAAAUCCAACAACGCAGAGUGAAAGGACUUUUUGUGCAGGAAGGGAGGAGAAGGGCAAGACAAGGCUUUCAACAACUUUGUUCUCCUAAUUAAGGCUCACUAGGGAAAAAAAUUAGGAAAAAGAAGGCACAGUUCUCCCCUGAAAAUGCAGUUUCAUCAAAAGAAAAUGAGAUGUACCAGUGUUGGCUGCAGUGUGCACAGUCCAAAGAAGGCUGACGUGGGGAGAAACUGCAACCACAUGCAGAUUGUGGUCAGAAAAGCUGGAAUCACAGGGUGUGGAUUCCAAAUACUGCAACGGAGCUCAGUUUAUCAAAGUAUGGAGUAAAUACAGAGAGAACAUGGUCAGAAUAGGCAAAAGCAGACUAAAUGUGUGUGUCUGGUUAUUUAAAGCAGUGAUACUUCAAAUAGGUGCUGGAGGAUGACCUCAGAAAUGACAUGAAGGAUGUGAAGAAGGGUUAGGUUAUUCCUGAGGCUGGGUUAGGUGGGUGGGCACUUUCAGCCUGGGACAGUCCUCAAAUUUCUAUCUUGAAAAAGCAGAUUUUUUCAUUUCCCUGCAAUCAGUCUCCCUGUAAUAUAUUCAUUAAUGCAGCAGGUGGAACAGGGAGUGCAAUGUAAGUCCAGGGCACCAAGCUGGGAAGAGAUACAAACAGUACAGAGCACUGAAUCACAAUUCCAAAUGAUCUUGAUAAGUGGGAGAAAUGAUCUGAAACCAAUAGCCUGAGCCUCCCUGCAGGGAGGAGUAAGUGAGAAAGGUGAAAUCAAAUACAUCAGCUUGGAGCAACCCACGAGCAGCUGCACAGCACUGCAGGACUUUGGGAAAAUGGGCUGGGGGGACCCCCAGAGGCAGCAGAUGUGGCAAAGGAGGGCAAGGCCAGGCUGGACAGGGCUUGGAGCAGCCUGGGCUGGUGGAAGGGUGGAAUCAGAUGGGAUUUAAAGUCCUUCCAACCCAAACCAUGCUGGCAUUCCAGUGAUCCCAGCACUCCUCUGAAAUGAGCAAGAGUUUGCUGCUGGAGGUGCUGAUGCCAAGAUCGUUUGUGUCUUGCCAAACAAGAGGGGCUCAGGGGCUGUGUUGCAGCUCGUUAUCCUCCCUGCUUUCAAGUUUUUGUCCCACAGGGAUUUGCCUGGAGCAAUUUCCUGCAGAGAGCUGGCAGUGCUCGUGGCUUCUCGUGUUCCCUGUCAGCAUCUCUGUGUGGGUGAGGAGCAGACAAAGCCAAAACUUUUGAUGUGGAGCGUUUGCAAAAGAACUCAAAGCUUCUCAUGGCCCUGUCUUGGGUGGGGAUUGGAGCUGGGCCUUGAGCUGGUGACAGAUUGAUGGGAUUUUUCCCAGUACCUGGAUGGUGUUGCUAGUUUCCAGUGGAACAGGAUCCCAUGAGUGGCUUUGGAGUUGCUCCUGUUGCCUGUGGAGCCACGUGAUGGGAUGAACUCACAGCUCUGGAGCAGGCAGGGCUGCAGAACCCAUCCCUCCAGAAGAGCAGCCUUUGCUCCAGGAAGUGCACACAGACACUGCAAGAGCUGAUUUUUCCUUUUCUUUCAACCUUCCACCUCUGGAUUUGCUUUGUUCCAACUCUCCAUGGAUCCUGCAGCUUUUGGGCAGCUCUGAUACCACAACUCUCAGGCUAAGGAAUUUGGUUUUCAUGGUGUCUCAGCAUUGCCAGGCAAACAACUCCAGCAUGAGCAGCACUCUGGAGGAUCCAUCUGACUGUGCCUGAGCCUCCUGCUUUUCUUCUGGAGCUGCUGGAGGGGGAAAUUGCUCCACAUCAGCACAGCCUGGUUUGGGGAGGGCUACAGCUCCUGCCUGUCAUCCCUGCUCCUGAGUGCUUUCCAUGGCCCUUUGGUGAACAGUGAGCAUGAGAUCUGUGUUUGCCUCUUCUGAUGUCUCCAGCCCUGUCUUGAAACACUCACAGGAGCUGAUGUGGUGCAACCUUGGGAUUUGUAGUUCCUGAAUCCUGCCUGGCUGAUCCUAGAGGAGGAAGGGGAGAGCCUCCUGUCUGUGCCACUCUUCAGCUCUUCACAUUCCUCAGGCUCCAACUCCAGCUCUGGACCCUCUCCCUGCUGAAGGGCUUUUCCAUCUUGAUUUUACACUCCCUUCUGUUGGAUGGCAAAAGAAGGAAAGGAGUGAGAAAACCCUCUGAAUGCAGCUUUUGGUGCUGGGAUGUGCCCUGUGACACGUGGUGCCCACGAUCCUCAUGGCAGAGCUGUGCCCAGGGAGCCUCUCCUCACCUGUGCAGGUGAAGAGCAGGGCUUGAAAAUGCCUCGUGGCUCAGGGGAAGCAGGAUGGCCAGGAAGGCAGCAGUGGGAGUGAGGCUUUCACAAUCUGCUCCCCACUCAGCUGCUGUGGGGCUGCUUGCUGCUUCCCAGCAGGGAGAGACAGAAAUGCUGAAUUAGAGAGAGAAAUGCUGAAUUUCUGACCAGAAAACACAGAAUCCUUCAAGGAGACACACCUUCAGCAUGGCCCAGAAAAGCCAGACUGGUGGAACUGAGAAGAAUGGGUCCUCCCUCCUGUACAGCAAGAGUGAUUUCGAGGAAGGAGCCCUGCAGUGGGUGCCAGAACCCCCCCAAGGCCGGGUGCUGCUGGUGCUCAGCAUGGACAACACCUGCCCCAGCUCCUCCUUUGACAUGGAACUUUGUGCUGACAAACUGCAGUCCCUUGGCGUCCAGGUGCCGAUGGAUCUGUGGAGAAGGCUGAUCCAGGAGGGUGUGCUGAGCCCCCAAGUGAGGCGGUACCUGUUCUACAGCUCCAGGGGCUUCCAGAUUGCCAUGGCCAUGGUUUUCUACAUCUCUUUCUGGACAAACCUUUACUCCACCCUCCAGCUGUGUUCCCUGGGCCACUCCUGGGGGGCCGGCGUGCUGGUGACACUGGUGGCCCUGGCUCUCACUGUCCUGGUGAUCCUGGUCAUUGAUGGGCACCAGAGGAAGCUAAAUGUGAACACAGAUGUGAGGCUGGCAGCUGUCAAUGAAAUCUUUAUCAAACACAGCAUAAUCCUGGGGAUUACAGAUGUCCUGGACGGGCCACACAACAUCCUACAACUGUGGUUUGUGCACUUCAGCCCCGAGCACUGCCUCCAGGCCCUGGCAGCCCACAUCACUCACCUGCAGGGGACACAGGCAGGCUUGAGGAAGAGGCUGAACAAGCUCUGGGUGGUGAUGGAUGUGGCAGUUCAGCCCGAGCUGGGGGUGGAGGAGGAGGCUCCAUGUGAAGAAUCCCCUCUUUUAUCCAGAGAGGUGACCCUGAAUAAAGAUCCUGUGACCUGCAGUGAGCUCCUGCACCUCAUCCCCGAGGGCCCACCCCAGGCCAUGGCCCAGCAGCUCCUGGUGAUCUUCAGCGCGUGCUACGUGCGGCUCCUGGUGACGGGCCGGCUCCCUCGGGCCAGCCCAGGGGGACACCUCGGUCACAGCAGCGUCCCCUGCCUCUGCCAGUUCAUCCAGAGCACCCUGCUCUGCUGCUGAGUCAGGAAUGCCACACGUCACCCUGUUCUUCUAAGCCUUCUGCUGUUUACAUUUUUGUAAAGGAGUUUCUCACGCAUUGUCACCAUGAUAUUUUCUGAAAAAUCCCUUCACCAGGAUUUUUCUCCAUAGAAGCUGAGAAGUCCCAGAAAAGAAAUGUAAACAAUAAUUAUCUGAUUGCUUGGAAUGUGGUCUGGAGGUUGCUUACCAGCCUUUGCAUCUUUGAUUGGUCCCAUGUGGAUUGUUUUUAAUUAAUGACCAAUCCCAGUCCAGCUGUGUCAGACACUCUGGUCAGUCAUUGGUUUCUAUUAUUCAUUCUUUUGAAGCCUUCUGAUGUCUCCUUUCUCUUUCUUUAAUAUAGUUUUAGUAUAUAAUUUCUUUUAAUAUAAUAUUAUAAAAUAAUACAUCAGCCUUCUGAGAACUUGGAGUCAAAUUCUCAUCUCUCACCUCGUCCUGGGGACCCUCACAACACCACAACAAUGCACUUUUAUGUAAAUAAUGAUUGUUUUUUGCAUUCUUUUCUAGAAAAGGAGAAAAUUGAUAGACUGUUAGUUUAACCAAUGUCAUUAGAGAAGCAACAAUUUCAUCCUCCAAUCCAGGCUCACUUUUGAAAUUCCACAUCUAUCAAAGUCAAGAAAUAAACUUUCUUCUUUUCACCUUAGAAGUUUCAGUGUGUGUGGCAUUUAUUUUGUGUCCUGUUACAACAGACACAGACUCCAGGGCAGAAGGCUGAGAGGCCAGAAGCCCUGACUUUAUUGGAAUCCCUUCUUCUAUACCCUGGUCUGAUACAGGGGGACCUGAUUGGUCAUUUAAUCAACACAUUUCCCAGGAUUGGCUAAUUAAGAAUAUGCCCUUUGGUAAAACAUCUUGGAGGAAAACAACUUGUUGAAAAUACCACCUGCAGGUAUUUUACCAUUCUUUCUGUCUGCCUCCCUAAAACUUCCCAGGCCAAUUCAUGGGAAAGCUUAUCUGGCUUUCUCUCUCUCUGACCAGAAUGUUGUCUCCACAGUGCUCCACACCCACCACAGCUGGGCCAGGUGACCAGAGGGGGCUGGAAAACCCCAAAACAGAGCUGUCCCCACACUCCAGUGUGGAGGAGCUGUGGGGCAGAGAAGGGAGCUGCAAUUUCUUGUCCUGGAUGAAUGAGUGGAAAUAGGACUCUAAUAAAAGGUGCAGGAAAGCUGCUCACCUUGGAGAGCUCCUGCUCUCCAGCUUGGUGAGGAGGAGCUGCCCCAGGGGUCAGAAACAACCCAGGGACAGCCUGGGACUCGUUUGUGUCCAAACCCUCCUGCCAACAACCAUCACCCCCUCACACAGCCCCUUACCAGCAAAGGCCAGAGCUUUGCUGGGGGUGGCAGCAGGAGGCUGAGCCCUGGACACCAGGAUUUGGCACCUCCCAUGGUGCAGGAUGACUCUGCUCCUUCUCCUGUUGUUUCUGUCACCAGGAAUGGUGACAUGAGAUCCAUCUCCUCCUGCCUGAGGCCCCAGCACCAUUCCCCCAGCAGCCAGUCCCUAACACAUGAUCCUCUUAUCAGUGAACCCCCACAAAGGAUCCCCUUAUCAGUGAGGUCUCCACAUGAUCCCCUUAUCAUUGACCUCCAAUAAAGGAUCCCCUUAUCAGUGAUCCUCCACAAAGGAUCUCCUUAUCAGUGACCCCCCCAGCAAAGGAUCCCCUUAUCAGUGACCCCCCCAAACAGAGAUAAUCCCCUUUAUCAGUGCCCCCCCCAUGUGAUCCCCUUAUCAGUGCCCCCACAUGUGGUCUCCUUAUCCCCCCGUGCUGCCAGUGCAGGGUCCCAAGCACUGCAGUGACACCAAACUCAUUCCAGAAGAAAAACCCACCACACUCCCAAGCAGCUGAUUUCUUCCACCUUUACUGCUGGUCCAGCUGUCACAGGAGGGGUCAGGCAGGAUCCCCCCCACAGCUGUGGGGUUUGGGGCUCUGCUGUCAUUGCUCUGUGACAGGGCAGGGUUGGGGGCACCUCCCUGCAGCCUCUGCUCUAGGGGUGCUGCACAUCCCCUGGGGGCUCACUGGCUAUGGGGAAAGGGAUUCCCACUCACCCAAGCUCCAAAACUCUUAUUCCAUCCCAGAAACUGAUUUUGAAAUUGUCUGAAUUUCUACCAACACCACUGGAACAUAAUUUGGUUUCACAGUAUAAAAACCCAUUUCCCUGCUAGCAUGCAAUGGCUCCUGCUCUUCCCCUGGUGUUCCAUGGCCACACGUGCCAGGAGCAUCUGAUACACACUGGGGAUCUUCUGAUACACACUGGGGAUCUUCUGAUACACACUGGGGAUCUUCUCAUACACCUUGGGGAUCUUCUGAUACACACUGGGGAU
Molecule: messenger RNA, 7117 nt
Organism: Serinus canaria (Common canary)
Lineage: Eukaryota; Metazoa; Chordata; Aves; Passeriformes; Fringillidae
Gene: TMEM268
Product: transmembrane protein 268
Exons: 10
Coding region: 3788-4786 (332 amino acids)
Source: RefSeq, a predicted model, not a curated record